Linnemannia hyalina is the source of this 2103-nucleotide messenger RNA. The record is from the annotation of a GenBank genome assembly. NCBI's taxonomy places the organism in Eukaryota, Fungi, Mortierellomycota, Mortierellomycetes, Mortierellales, Mortierellaceae.
AUGUUCAUGUUUCGACCCUCCCUCAGGACCGCCACCUCCUCAAAACUGGCCCUGCCCAGAACCCUCUCUUCCCUCGCAACCCCUGCUCGUCCCCUCCUGAGGACCGCCGCUGCCAUGGGUCCUGCUAGGUCACAGGCACAGCGUCUGGGAAUGCUCAUGGCCAAAUCACAGCCUUGGGCAAAGCCCGCCACCGGAUCGCAGUUCCUCCGUCGCUGCUAUUCUGCCGAGGCUGCUCAGGAGGAGAUCUCAACGCCUGCCUUGACUGUCGAAGAUAUGAUGCCUGUCGAGAACAUUCGCAACAUUGCCAUCAUCGCUCACGUCGAUCAUGGAAAGACCUCAUUGGUGGACAAGCUGUUGGCCCAGUCUGGAGAGGCUCUCGGAUCGACCCGUGUCAUGGACUCAAACACAUUGGAGAAGGAGCGUGGAAUCACCAUUUUGUCCAAGGUCACCUCGGUCGCCUACACCAGCCCUGACUCUAAGGUCAUGAAGAUCAACAUUGUCGAUACUCCCGGACACGCAGAUUUUGGUGGCGAGGUCGAGCGUAUCUUGUCCAUGGUUGAUGGAGUUGCCUUGAUUGUCGAUGCCAGCGAGGGACCAAUGACCCAGACCAAGUUCGUCUUGAACAAGGCCCUUUCGCUCGGUCUUCGUCCCUUGGUCGUUCUCAACAAGGUUGAUCGCCCUACUUCCCGCGUAGACGAGGUUGACGGACUCUUGCUGGAUCUGUUCGGAUCUUUGGGCGCAACGGACGAGCAGAUGGACUACCCUAUCAUUUACGCCUCUGCCAAGGAGGGAUGGGCUACUCGCAGCAUGGAUGAUCCUCGGGAAAACAUGAAGCCUCUCUUUGAUAUGAUCGUCGAUCAUGUUCCCUACCCCAAGGUCGAUCGCUCGGAUGUCUUCAAGAUGCUGGUCACCCAGAUCGACAGCAACCCUUACCUCGGCAAGUGCUUCUUGGGCAAGAUCGCUGGAGGCACUUUGAAGAUCGGCGACAAAAUGCAGGCCUUGAACCCUGAAGGCAAGCAGACAGAGUCCGGACGUGUCACCAAGAUCUUUGUCCGUCGCGGCUUAGAGAUGAUUCCCGUUACUGAGGCUGGAGCAGGAGAUAUUGUUACUGUUACUGGUGUCGCUAAUGCCACUGUCAACUCGACCCUCUGUGACCUGACCGUUACCGAUCCCCUUCCCUCCAACCCUAUUGACCCCCCAACCAUCGCCAUGAAGUUCGCUGUCAACGACUCGCCCUACGCAGGAGAAGAGGGAAAGAACUUGACUUCCAACAUGAUCCGUGAGCGUUUGAUGAAGGAGGCUGAGACCAACGUUGCCCUGCAGGUCAUCGAGUCUGAGAACAAGGAGGCCUUUGAAGUCCGUGGACGCGGAGAGUUGCAGCUCGGAGUGUUGAUCGAGACCAUGCGUCGUGAGGGAUUCGAGCUCAGUGUGUCGCCACCCCGUGUGGUCUUCAAGGAGGAAAAGGGACAGCGUUUGGAACCCAUUGAGGAGGUCACCAUCGACGUCGGAAACCAGUACACGGGAACGGUCAUUGAAAAGUUGAGCAAGCGCAAGGCCGAGAUGAAGUCGUUCGAUGAGAACGGCGACAAGACUAGGAUCGUCUUUGAGUGCCCUACUCGUGGAUUGUUGGGUUACUCUGCAGAGUUCAAGAACGACACCAGUGGCGACGGUACCCUGAACCACACCUUCUUGGAAUAUGCUCCAUUCAAGGGUGGUCUUGAGAGAACUCGCAAGGGAAGUUUGGUCGCCAUGGGAUCGGUUGGAUCUGCAACGUCGUAUGCCCUCAACUUAAUCGAGCCCCGCGGAAAGCUGUUCAUCCGUGCUGGUGAGAAAGUCUAUGCAGGAAUGGUCAUUGGAGAGUCUUCACGUACUGGCGAUCUGGAGGUUAACCCUACCCGUGCCAAGCAGGUCACCAACAUCCGUACCGUUGCCAAGGAUGAGAACAUUGUCUUGCGUCCUCCUGUCGAGAUGAGUUUGGAGUCAAUGAUCUCGUACAUUGCUGAGGACGAGGUUCUGGAAAUUACCCAGGCCUCGCUCAGAAUCCGCAAGCGCGAGUUGGACGCCAGCAAGCGCCGCCAAAACUUGCGCAACAACAGGGACUAA